Anopheles maculipalpis is the source of this 1101-nucleotide messenger RNA. RefSeq names its product adipokinetic hormone/corazonin-related peptide receptor variant I (gene AkhR). Gene Ontology annotation, cellular component: membrane. Gene Ontology annotation, biological process: G protein-coupled receptor signaling pathway. The coding region runs from base 5 to 1075 and encodes 356 amino acids. Gene Ontology annotation, molecular function: adipokinetic hormone receptor activity; peptide binding; vasopressin receptor activity. The record is from RefSeq and is a predicted model, not a curated record. NCBI's taxonomy places the organism in Eukaryota, Metazoa, Arthropoda, Insecta, Diptera, Culicidae. The transcript has 7 exons.
AACGAUGAUGCUCGAAGCAAUGGCGCUCAUAAAAUCGAACCAACGUAUCGAGGACCAUCGGAACUUGGCCGACUGGUCGUUUUAUGCGAACGAAUCGUCCGGUGAAGAAUACUACGAAAUGCCGAUCGACAUGCGCUUCAACUCGGGCCACAUUCUGUCCAUCAUGGUGUACAGCACGUUGAUGGUGUUUUCAGCAACCGGAAAUCUUACAGUGCUUCGAAUUUUGGCUCAACGGAAGGUGCGGGCAUCGUCCCGAAUAAACAUAAUGCUAGCCCAUCUAGCCAUUGCAGAUCUGCUGGUCACUUUUCUGAUGAUGCCCUUAGAAAUUGGGUGGGCGUACACGGUUAGAUGGAUUGCCGGGGAUGUGAUGUGUCGUGUGAUGGCCUUCUUUCGGACGUUUGGGCUGUAUCUUUCCAGCUUCAUACUGAUCUGCAUAUCGGUGGACAGAUACUUUGCUGUGCUGAAACCGUUAAAGGUACAUGAACAUCGUGCCGUACUGAUGAUUGCCGGCGCUUGGAUAAUGUCCGGUCUGUGUAGUCUACCUCAGUCGUUCAUUUUUCAUCUGGAAGUACAUCCAAACAUCACAGGAUAUCAACAGUGUGUCACAUACCACUACUUCGAGGAGGAGAUCUAUCAAAUCAUCUACAACGUUAUGGUAAUGUGUCUGAUGUACACGUUCCCGUUGAUAGUGAUCCUUUACUGCUAUGGAUCGAUCUACUAUGAAAUAUUUAGCCGCACAAAUCCAAGGAAUUUAGAAAGCUUUCGGCGCUCGAGUAUCGAUGUGCUUGGUCGAGCAAAACGGAAGACUUUACGGAUGACCAUAACGAUCGUGAUUGUGUUUGUGGUUUGUUGGACACCUUACUACGUCAUGUCACUGUGGUACUGGUUAGACAAGGAAUCGGCUAAAAAUGUCGACCAACGAAUACAGAAAGGGUUGUUUCUGUUCGCCAGCACGAACAGUUGCAUGAACCCGGUCGUGUACGGUAUUUACAAUGUGCGGAAGAAACACACCGCCAAAAAUCAUCUGAAGGUACAGGAUAAAAGCUGUGGCAGCCAUCUUACGAUGAAAGUGUAACUUGCAACCCAAGUGUUCAGUGUUUG